GAGCCCGCGUGUCCGCGGGGAGCUCGGGGCGCUGCGGGGCCGGUAUCAGCGGGCCUGGGGAGCACGCACCGGUGGGUGGCGUGGCCCCGAAACCCUCCGCCGAUUCUGGCGGGUGAAGACCGAAACCUCUGACUUCUCAGCCGUCGCCACCCCAGUUUCUCCAGGUUCCAAUUCAGCCUCUAAGUCGCAGCUGCUGGAAAAACUACUCGGAGGAGAGCAUCUGCCCCUCGACUGGCUUCCUUGAGGUGAUGGGGCUUGCUUAGGGCCGCAGAGGCGCCGGGGACUGCCCCAGCCCGCCCGGGGAGAGUGCUGGCAAGUGCGGGAGACCCCGCCGUCGGCGCUGCCAGGGCGAGGGCGCGGGGCUGGGCUGCUAGUUACGAGGCCCCUGCGGCUGCCUGCGUUGAUUUCGCCAGAAUCCCGCGCUCUCUUCCCAGCCACUAGGUUUUUCAAGACUUAUUCCCAGCAUCCCUUCCUCUUUGCAAGUUUCUCUUUGCAAACUUCUAAUUCUGUUUCACAAGGCGCCCCGCCAAGGCUGGUGAGAACUGCAGGUGCAGGUCCUGAGCGCUGCGUUCCGGCCUGGAAGAGCACACUGGCAGGGCUGGGGUCAGAGCGGCCUUGUGGCCCUGUGGCCCCCAUGCUCCCGUCGUGGAUAUCAGGACUAGGGGCUGGAAUAGUCUUAUUGCACUUCGUGCAGAAACUCCUGUUCCCUUACUUCUGGAACGACUUCUGGUUUCUGCUGAAGGUGGUGCUCUGUGGAGUUCGGUUAGAGCUGUACAGUCGGAAAGGGGAGCUGGUCACCGUCCUGGAUAAAUUUCUGAGCCAUGCCAAGAAGCAGCCCCAGAAACCUUUCAUCAUCUAUGAGGGAGACAUCUACACCUAUGAGGAUGUGGACAAACGGAGCAGCAGAGUGGCCCAUGUCUUUCUGAACCAUUCCAUGCUGAAAAGGGGGGACACCGUGGCUCUGUUGAUGAGCAAUGAACCCGACUUUGUCCACGUGUGGUUCGGACUCACCAAGCUGGGCUGCGUGGUGGCCUUCCUCAACUCCAACGUUCGCUCCAGCUCCCUCCUGCACUGCAUCCGCAGCUGUGAGCCUCGGGCCCUCGUGGUGGGCGCAGAUCUGCUUGAAGCUGUAGAAGAAAUCCUUCCCAGCCUCCCAGAAGAUAUCAGUGUUUGGGGGGUAAGAGAUUCUGUUCCACAAGGUGUAAUUUCACUCAAAGAAAAACUGACUACAGCAUCUGACAAGCCAGUGCCACACAGCCACCAUGCUGUCUCAAACCUCAAGUCUCCUUCUCUUUAUAUUUUUACCUCUGGAACAACAGGUCUACCAAAAGCAGCUGUGAUUACUCAGCUACAGUCUUUAAAGGGCUCUGCUGGACUGUGGGCUUUUGGUUGUACGAGUGAUGACAUCAUUUAUAUAACCCUUCCUCUGUAUCAUAGUUCAGGAUCUCUCCUGGGAAUUGGUGGAUGUAUUGAGUUAGGAGCUACUUGUGUGUUAAAGAAGAAAUUCUCAGCAAGCCAAUUUUGGAAUGACUGCAAAAAGUAUAAUGUGACUGUGUUUCAAUAUAUUGGAGAAAUUUGUCGCUACCUUUGCAAGCAACCUAAGAAAGAAGGAGAAAAGGAUCAUCGGGUGCGUUUGGCAGUUGGAAAUGGUGUACGGAGUGAUGUAUGGAGAGAAUUUUUAGACAGAUUUGGAAAUAUUAAGAUGUGUGAGCUUUAUGGAGCUACCGAAGGAAACAUUUGUUUCAUGAAUCACACUGGGAAAAUUGGAGCAGUCGGGAGAACAAAUUUCUUUUACAAAUUUUUUUUCACUUUUGACUUGAUAAAGUACGAUCUUCAGAAAGAUGAACCCAUUAGAAAUGAACAGGGCUGGUGUAGCCAUGUGCAAAAAGGGGAACCUGGCCUUCUCAUUUCUCGAGUGAACGAGAAGAAUCCCUUCUUUGGUUACGCUGGGCAUAAGAAGCACACCGAGAAGAAACUGCUGCGUGACGUUUUCAGGAGGGGAGAUGUCUACUUUAACACAGGCGACCUGAUGGUCCAAGAUCGUGAGAAUUUCCUUUAUUUUUGGGACCGUAUUGGAGACACUUUCAGAUGGAAAGGGGAAAACAUUGCAACCACAGAGGUUGCUGAUGUUAUUGGAAUGUUGGAUUUCAUACAAGAAUCGAACGUCUAUGGUGUGGCUGUGCCAGAUUGUGAAGGAAAAACAGGAAUGGCCUCUAUUAUUUUAAAGCCAAAUAAGUCUUUAGACUUGGAAAAAGUUUAUGAACAAGUUGUAACAUUUCUACCAGCUUAUGCCUGCCCACGAUUUUUAAGAAUUCAGGAAAAGAUGGAAAUGACAGGGACAUUCAAACCAAAGAAGUUUCAGUUGGUGCAAGAAGGAUUUAGUCCAUUGAAAAUUUCUGAUCCACUGUACUUCAUGGAUAACUUGAAAAAAGCUUAUGUUCCAUUGACGAAAGAACUUUAUGAUCAAAUAAUGUUAGGUGAGAUCAAACUUUAAGAUUUUUUUUUAUAAAUGGCAUUUUCAAACGCUUUAAUAAAGGUAAGAGGAGAGUGUGUGGUUCUUCAUAAACAGUGGAGGCAAGGAGCUAACAUUAAGCGUGUGUUGUAUUUUCUUAUUAUGCAACAGCUUUUUUUUUAAUCAAGAACUUUAAGACAAACUUUAGUUUAUCUCUUUUACCUAUAUGGGGAUUCAGUGCAUAACUAAAUAUUUGCCUUAAUCCCAACAUUUUGAAAUAAUAAAUAAGUGGGUAAUGUCUAGAUACUUACUAAAAAUGUACUUUUUAACAUUUAAAGUUUCUAGUUUUGAAUAGAUGGUUAAAUUUUACUCAAAUAUUUAAUUUUUAUGUGUCCUGUCCUGUAACUCAAUAAAAUCAUCUUCAUUAAUAUGA
This is a messenger RNA of Miniopterus natalensis, 2885 nucleotides long. RefSeq names its product solute carrier family 27 member 6 (gene SLC27A6). NCBI's taxonomy places the organism in Eukaryota, Metazoa, Chordata, Mammalia, Chiroptera, Miniopteridae. The record is from RefSeq and is a predicted model, not a curated record. Gene Ontology annotation, biological process: long-chain fatty acid import into cell; long-chain fatty acid metabolic process. Gene Ontology annotation, cellular component: plasma membrane; endoplasmic reticulum membrane. Gene Ontology annotation, molecular function: long-chain fatty acid transmembrane transporter activity; long-chain fatty acid-CoA ligase activity.